Molecule: messenger RNA, 6076 nt
Organism: Alligator mississippiensis (American alligator)
Lineage: Eukaryota; Metazoa; Chordata; Crocodylia; Alligatoridae
Gene: DYRK2
Product: dual specificity tyrosine phosphorylation regulated kinase 2
Exons: 2
Coding region: 377-1957 (526 amino acids)
Biological process (GO): peptidyl-serine phosphorylation; peptidyl-threonine phosphorylation
Cellular component (GO): nucleus
Molecular function (GO): protein serine/threonine/tyrosine kinase activity; protein serine/threonine kinase activity; ATP binding
Source: RefSeq, a predicted model, not a curated record
AUCCACCAGCCAUGGGGCUUCCCAAACAAGCUGCUAUUUCUGGAGGGGUGGGUCUCCCUCUCCCGGGUGGUGCAAGAGCCCCAAAUCACUGCCACGUCCGUCCCUCUGAUUGCCUUGUCGAUGGCAGAAGGUGUCCUUAUGCAGAAGGCAGCGCUCACCCCUGCGUUUUGCUUCAGACUAAUGAUUGCCCGGUUGGAUGCUCACAUGCUAUCUCUGUAAACAUAUGGCAGAGCUUUACACUGUAAUGUGAUUAUGUGCUGGUGGAAGGUGAAACUGUCUGCAUUCGGAUCUCGGCGUUGCAGCGGCUUUCUGCAUAGCGUUUGGGAUACAGAUAUCUUACUCCGAUCCACUUGCCGCUGGAGGCAAUAAGCACACAAUGAAUGAGCACCUACAUGUUGGUAGCCACGGCCAGAUCCAGGUUCAGCAGCUGUUCGAAGACAAUAGCAACAAGAGGACAGUUCUAACGACACAACCAAAUGGACUUACAACAGUAGGCAAAUCUGGAUUGCCAGUGGUUCAGGACAGACAGCUGGAUAGUGCUCACAGGCGACAGGGGAGCUCCAGCUCUUUAAAAUCUACAGAUGGAACAGGGAAGGUAAAAGCCUCCCCUAUGACACCAGAGCAAGCAAUGAAGCAAUACAUGCAAAAAUUAUCAGCCUUUGAACACCAUGAAAUUUUCAACUACCCUGAAAUAUACUUUUUGGGUCCAAAUGCAAAGAAACGGCAAGGCGUGAUUGGUGGGCCAAACAAUGGUGGAUAUGACGAUGACCAGGGGUCUUACGUGCAAGUACCCCAUGAUCAUAUUGCAUACAGGUAUGAAGUCCUGAAAGUGAUAGGGAAAGGAAGCUUUGGGCAAGUUGUGAAAGCCUAUGAUCACAAGAUACAUCAGCAUGUGGCAUUAAAAAUGGUGAGAAAUGAAAAACGUUUCCACCGCCAAGCUGCGGAAGAAAUCCGAAUUUUGGAGCAUCUAAGGAAGCAAGAUAAGGAUAACAACAUGAAUGUCAUUCAUAUGUUGGAAAACUUCACAUUCCGCAACCAUAUCUGCAUGACAUUUGAGUUGCUGAGUAUGAAUCUUUAUGAGCUAAUAAAGAAAAACAAAUUUCAGGGCUUCAGCCUGCCUUUGGUUCGCAAGUUUGCCCACUCAAUUCUACAGUGCUUGGAUGCUUUGCACAAAAAUAGAAUCAUUCACUGUGACCUUAAACCAGAGAACAUUCUCUUGAAGCAGCAGGGUAGAAGUGGUAUUAAGGUUAUUGAUUUUGGCUCUAGUUGUUAUGAACAUCAGCGUGUCUACACUUACAUUCAGUCACGGUUUUACCGUGCUCCAGAAGUGAUCCUUGGUGCUCGUUAUGGGAUGCCUAUUGAUAUGUGGAGCUUAGGUUGCAUUCUAGCAGAGCUUCUAACAGGUUAUCCACUCUUGCCUGGAGAAGAUGAAGGGGACCAGCUGGCUUGUAUGAUAGAGCUGUUGGGCAUGCCCUCCCAAAAACUGCUAGAUUCAUCCAAACGAGCCAAAAACUUUGUAAGCUCUAAGGGUUAUCCCCGUUAUUGUACUGUUACAACUUUGUCUGAUGGUUCUGUAGUACUCAAUGGUGGCCGUUCCCGGAGGGGAAAAUUGCGUGGCCCACCAGAGAGCAGAGAGUGGGGGAAUGCAUUAAAGGGAUGUGAUGAUCCCCUCUUCCUUGACUUUUUAAAACAGUGUUUAGAAUGGGAUCCUGCUAUACGUAUGACGCCCAGCCAGGCUUUACGUCAUCCCUGGCUUAGGAGACGUUUGCCAAAGCCUCCAACUGGGGAGAAGACAUCGACAAAAAGAAUAACGGAGAGCACUGGUGCUAUAACGUCAAUUUCCAAGUUACCUCCAACUUCAAGCUCAGCUUCAAAACUGAGGACUAAUUUGGCUCAGAUGACAGAUGCCAAUGGGAAUAUUCAGCAGAGAACAGUGUUGCCAAAACUCGUUAGCUGAGUUUGAAAAACCCCACUGCUGGUUAUACAAGAGAUACUACAUGGCUGAGCCUUAUUCAUAUGAAGUAGCUCAGAUUUCUAUUUUUAUUUGCUCAAUAACUAUUCAUUUGUAUCUUUCAAGCACUCAUUUUAAAUGUAAGAAAUGUUGAUUUUCUUUUUAUAAAAUAUGGGGACGAUGCUUUAAGUUUUGUACUUCUUUUUAAAAAUGUUUGUCUUCUAAAGUACAAUUAGCCUUACUGUAAUUAGUGUGGCACGGUAAUAAACAUCAGUGGCAGGCCACUGGUUACAACUUGACUGUCAUGCAUUACAGCGUGGCAUCAAAGAUGUUAACCUUUCUUUCCAUGGUUUGGAUUAGUUUUCCUUUAGGAUAAUUUUGUAAUUCUCUUCCAUACUUACCCCCAAUGAUGAUGGCCCCAAUCUGGCAAAAAAUGAACUUGUGCUUGUCUUUGGUUUGCUUGGUUUGUUUGAGAUUACUCAUCUGAGUAGUUUGACACCUGUGUAAGCACUUUCAGAAUUGAGGCCAUAGCAUCUAAUAUUGUCAUUUUCUCCAUGAUGUUUUGAGGAAGCUGAGACUUCAUAAUGAUACAGCCACAUCCUAGAGAAUUUUUAAAAAAUGAGACAUAAUGUUAAUGAUUAAAACAAAUGUGCAGGCAUCAGUGCAAAAAAAAGUUGCUGGGACUAAGAAUACCUUAUUAGCAUUCAUACCCUGUAUUAAAAGGAGAGGAACAGACAGUGGGAGGAUGAAUGAGGGUGGGAUUGUAUGUGUUCCUCUAAAUCUUAAUAAGACAGAUGAGCCACUUUGAAGAAAUGUAAAGGAAAAUGUUUUGCACUUAAUUUCAGGUGUACAGCCAACAUCGCUCACUUUUGGUUUCUUUCUUUUUUUUUUUUUUUUUCCCUCCUAUUUUCUCCUCUCUGCUUAAGUGAAGCCAGGGCUCGCUACAUCAUAUUUGCAGUUGUUGUCACCUUUAUACUGUACCUCCCAGACUGUUAAUGCUACAUAGGUUUCACAGAUAUUUUUUCCAGACAAUCUCUAGUUGAUGGAUUAUGACCUCAUUGGUACAUUGUAACCUUCUGAUCAAAUCUGUAUGCAAGGACAAAACACUAUUUGCUCUUCUAGAGAACUACCAUGUGAAGAUUGUUAAAUCUUAGCAUGUUAAUUGCAUCCUUUGUGGAUGACAUCAGCUUAAUUGGUGGAAUAGUUGGUACAUCUCUAAGGGAGAAACAUCAAGGGAAAGUUUAAGUGAUUUGAAUUAAUCUUUAGCAUGAUAGCUGAAGAGAACCUUGAAGGAACAGUAGAGAUUUAUGUAUAUAUGUGUGUGUGUGUGUGUGUGUGUGUGUGUGUGUGUGUGUGUGUGUGUACACGUGUGCACACACAUGUAUGUGUUUUAAUUGCACUCAUGGAAAGAAGGUGGUCCUAAUCAAGGGAUGAGAACCAGGAUUAAGUAAGAAUUACUGUGCAGUGCAACAUAUUUUUGAAUAAAGCAGUUUGAAACGUAAAAUCAGUAUUAAAUCAUAUGCAGUGAUAAUAAUCUACAUUGGAUUGUGAAGGACAGGCAAAGGGAAUUUUAAGGAAAGGGAAGGGUUUGUGGAUGUUAGAAUGAGCGACCUUAGGAUGGAUUUCAUAAAACUUCAAUAACUUUAUUAUAAACAAUGUUUAUGUGCACAGACUUCACUACGUUACUUCUAAAAAUUAUUAAAAAUACUUAAAGCACGGUCCCCAGAGAGGCUAAGAAAGUUUCCGGUUAAAUUCUCUUACAUAUUCAUUGAGAUUUUCACUUAAAACUUAAAUUGCUCUUAAUUAUUUUAAAUUAACUUAAAAUUCUGGGGGUGCGAUAGUAAUAAGAAAAGAUAGAACUCUCAGGAAACAUACAACUGUUUGCCAAAAAGUCAAUACAUAAAGAAACCCCAAAAAUAAUUUGUGAAAAAGGAUGAUGUUUAUUAAUUGCUAACUUUAACACUAGAGCUUUGAUAAACUAAUGUUCUUACUAUUUUUUUAAAUUAUAGUUCCCUGUCCCAGUGUUAAAUGUACACAAUUUUAUACAGUGUGUGUAAGUGCAAUAUGUAAGCUUAUAUGGAAUCAUGUUCAAAACUGAGAUACAAUAAUACAACUAAAAUAAAAGUGGCAUUGUAAUCCAAAUAUCCAUUAAUUUAUGAUUGGUAAUUUCUAGGUCUAGAAAAUAGACUUCUAGGCCUAUUAGCUUUCUUAUAAAAAAAAAAAAAUUAGAUUCUUAUGAUAACUAUAUUUUUCUGCAGUAACUGGGAUUCCCCCUCUACCAUUAGCUGUUUAGGAAAUUCACAAAUGUUAAAGCAUGAAGAUUGCAUUAUAUUAGGGAAGGCAAUAGUUUUCCCCAUCACAUUUUAAAUUGAAGAUUGAUUUCUGUUCCUGGUUUCAGUGUAAAUGUAAAGAGAAAACAUUUAUAACAUCGUUCAUGGGUCAUUAAUAGGCUAAAACCACUACAUUUUCUGUUUCAUGUAACCAGUUCUUAAAUGCCAAUAAUGCAUUUGUGAUUGACUUUAUUCAUGAAUGCUACCGGAAACUUUUAGGCCAAAAUAUAGUGUGCAGAGCUAUUUUUUUAACCCAAUGCAUUGAAACUUCAACUAUACCUAAAGAAGCAGCUAUGUUAUGGUUUUUAGUGAUCUAGCUGCUUUUUAUUGUAGCUUAUUUCUAAAUGUAAAAAGAAGGAAAAAGGAAAAGGAUGUUGCUUUGAUGUGAUUUUUAUUAUAAGGGCUCUGAUAAUUAGGCGCAUAGAAGUUGGCUUGGAAACAGUGCUUAGUCUCACAUGUAACCAUUGUCUAGGGAUGUCUGAGCUAUUUUCAGAUUUUAGUAAUAGCACAGUGUUGUCUUGUCUUUGGUUGCAGUCUCCUUUGGCUCAGUUUCUUGCACCACUGGAGUGUUCAUUACCACUUAAGUGUUUUGGAACAACAAAGUGAUGCAAGAUGUGUAGAUUAACAAUAGAGGAUAAAUUGUGCCCUUGGUGUUAACAAUGUGCCUUUUGUUAUAAAUGCCAUGUUGUAGGGCAUGCAUUGUGGCCUCUUUAACCCUUUGAAUACUAGAUAGUGAGGAUGAAAUCUAUUUUUAAAUGCUCUACCUGUCUUAAAAACAUCCUGUACUUUUUCAAGGCCUUAAUAGAUACCAUAAGGCAAUCAUACUACUAUGCUCGAUAGAACACUCUAUUCUUGUAGUAACUUCCAUGUUGCUUAAAGGGGUUAAAGAUGGCACUUCCUCAUUGGUUGUACCUUAACAUCAGACUGUUUUUUUUUUUAAAUAAAUUUUUGUUAUGAUAACACUAGACAGAAAUCAACUGUAUUUGUAAAAAUUUACCUCAAACCAUUUAAUUUUAUAGUGUGAUUUAAUCCCAGGGCAUUUGGUAUGAACCAAAGUGCAUUCCUUUUAUAUGUGCCUGGCUCUAAUAAAGGUGGCCAGGGAUUUUUACAAUUUGGGUGCAAGGCACUUAAGCCACUUUUAACUUGGUAGGUGGUGUGGAGUUCUAAAUGACUCCCGGAGAAUGUUAAAACACUUUAGGCAUAAGUAGCAUUGGGCAAUAUUAGAAUCUUUAAGAAAAGUGUGUAUUAUUUGCUACUCUCCAUUUGGAAAUGUAUAUAUUUUUUUCCAUCAAUGAUGUUUCCAAUAAGUAGGAAAAGAACACUUUGUUCCAUGUUGGUAAAGAUUUUAAUAUUGCCCAACAUACUGCUCCGGUAGCAUUUAAAUAAAAUAUACAUUUGUGAAUUAUUGUUUCUAGGGGCUUGUACAUCUCUGCUACGAAUUGUAAUUAAAAUCUCAGCUCAACUGCUACAACUAUGUCUAAGCAGUAGCUUGGGUUUUUAUUGAGCAACGACUUAGACACGUGACUGUAAUAUGCUGCAACUGUGUGUACUGAAAACGUGAAAAACGAUUGAAUGUUGACUGUGUAUAUAUGUAUGUAUAAUUUUCUGUGAGAUGCUGCUGUCGCCACUUAACAUUAAAGAUGUUGUAGUGGAUUUUAAUCCUAGUGGCCAGUUUUAUGAUACUGUAUGUAUUGUACAGCUGAUGACAGGAGUAAGACUGUUUUAGUGAAUAUUUGUUACAUUUUGUUGUUGUGGCCAGAGAUCAUUUCAGAAUAAAACUUUAUGUCCUACUUUA